Messenger RNA from Perca flavescens (yellow perch), 1149 nucleotides. RefSeq lists its product as uncharacterized. The transcript has 2 exons. The record is from RefSeq and is a predicted model, not a curated record. Lineage: Eukaryota; Metazoa; Chordata; Actinopteri; Perciformes; Percidae. The coding region runs from base 235 to 879 and encodes 214 amino acids.
ACUUGUUGAGAGGUUGUAUAUGGAGAAUUAUUGAAAUAGAGAAUUUUUUGCUUGUGCUAGUUAAAUUGAGAAACCCGUGGGUUCAUUUUUGUUGUUUUGUUUUGGAAGGGGUAUUUUUGUUGGCAGAGUGCUGGAUGACGUAUUUUAUAGCACUUUGGUGUCAGAAGUGGGAUUGUGGCGUCCUCAAGGACACUGAGAGAGAGGCCAGGAAGACGGGUCCAGCUACCAUAGACGAUGUCGUACAGAUGGCUGGCCAAGGAUGACCGGCAUGAGCAGGAGGAAGAAGGAGCCAGCGGGGAAGAGCCAGUGGACGACACUGGUGGGGCACCAGACCUCGCAGCUCUGUAUGGCCUCAUACAGAAGUCCCUGCAGACCCAGGAUCGUGAGUCAUUUAAGCAGGAGCAGAGGUGGCGAAGUGUGCAAGUACAGCUCAACGGCUUUCAGGAUGAGCUGGAGCAGUGCGGUGACGGAGGUGGAGAGCCGCCACCAGCCAUCCCACCAGCACCGGCAGCGCCACCAGCAGGCCCGCAGAUGCCUGCAACACCACCGGCGGCACCGGCGCCAGCAAUGGGGACCAGAGCAGCCAUACCAAGGCUGGAGGAAGGGGACGACGUGGAGCAGUACCUGACUACAUUUGAGAGACUGGCUACAGCCUACAGGUGGACCCAAGCUGUCUGGGCUAUUUUCCUGGUGCCAUAUCUAACCGGUAGGGCACGGUCUGGCUAUGUAGCCAUGGAUCCGUACGAUGUUAUGGAUUACUUCAAGGUGAAAGCUGCCUUCUUGGCAAAAUAUGAAAUAAGUGCAAAAGUGUACCGACAGAGGUUCAGGGACCCAAACCUGCAACCGGGGGAGAGAGUCUGGAGAGUGUCAACUUGCUGAGAGGUUGUAUACAGAGAAUUACUGAAAAUCCUUCAAAGUCAACCACAAUCCUAAACACAUCUACAAAACCUCUACAUCCAGAUGUGGCUGCCUCCAAGUCAAUCAACAUUCUCUUAAAAGCGACCAAUGAGACCAGCUCAGUAAGUUUCAUGUAUUUCUGUAACUUCUUCCAUGUAGAGGGAGCAGCAAACUUAAAGGCCUUUUUCCCCAGCUCAGUUCUAACCUUUGGAACAGACCGAAGGAAAAGAUCCUGGGAACAAAGAUUGUAAG